Messenger RNA from Pangasianodon hypophthalmus (striped catfish), 8140 nucleotides. Its product is annotated as dnaJ homolog subfamily C member 13. The transcript has 57 exons. Gene Ontology annotation, cellular component: endosome membrane. The coding region runs from base 317 to 7054 and encodes 2245 amino acids. Gene Ontology annotation, biological process: regulation of early endosome to late endosome transport; receptor-mediated endocytosis; endosome organization. The record is from RefSeq and is a predicted model, not a curated record. NCBI's taxonomy places the organism in Eukaryota, Metazoa, Chordata, Actinopteri, Siluriformes, Pangasiidae.
CGUCAUGAUUUCACAUAACGGGGAAAGAGGGGAACUAACUUAAUUAGUGUACCGGUUUUCUCGUUACUUCCUGUCUCUCCAACCAGCUGACAGCCUCGUGACAAGCUGGUGGUCGGCCCAUGCGCAGACUUGCGCUUUGUGUAAACCGAACAUGGCGCCGUCCUGAGUUUUAUUACUGAGCGAAGCGCAGUUGUCAAUGCUCAGCGGUACAAUUUUCGAAAAAAAGGACAGAAACAUUGACACGUUUUGGAAGGUUGAGGGUACAGGGACGGAAACAAGUCGCAUCUGGUAUUAACCCUUAAGGCCUUGCCGGAAGAUGAAUGUCCUCAAAGAGAAUAAAGACUUGGCCUGUUUCUACACAACCAAACACUCCUGGAGGGGGAAGUACAAGCGAGUUUUCUCUAUUGGGACACACGGCUUGACAACAUACAACCCUACGACAUUAGAAGUUACAAACCAGUGGCCUUAUGGGGAUAUAUGUGGUAUCUCACCAGUUGGAAAAGGACAGGGCACCGAAUUUAACCUUACCUUCCGGAAGGGUAGUGGGAAGAAGUCUGAGACACUCAAGUUUUCCACUGAACAUCGCACAGAGCUGCUGACAGAGGCGCUGAGGUUUAGAACAGAUUUUGCUGAGGGAAAGAUAACUGGAAGACGUUAUAACUGCUACAAGCAUCAUUGGAGUGACACACGGAAGAUGGUGGGGUUAGAGGUCACGCCAGGGGGCAUUGACCAGAUCGACCUCCACACCAACCGGGUUCUCUGUUCCUAUGAUUAUCGUUGCAUCGAAGGUUUUGCAGAAGUUUCAGACUACCAAGGGGGUUUCUGCAUCAUCUAUGGAGGCUUCAGCAGACUGCACCUCUUUGCAUCAGAGCACCGUGAUGAGAUCAUCCGCAGUGCUAUUGAGCAUGCUGGGAACUUUAUUGGGAUAAUGUUGCGCCUGAGAAAGGAGCCUUUAAGCUUUGAAGGCUUUGUCAGUGAGAGGCUCGGCAAGUAUGGUUCAGACGAGAGCAUAACGUCCCUUGCUGAGUUUGUAGUGCAAAAGAUCUCACCACGACAUGCGGAGCCUGUCAAGAGGAUCCUGGCCCUCACCGAGACAUCUCUGGUGGAAAGAGACCCUGCUUCCUACAACAUUGUCACCAUCAAACCCUUUGGAGAGGUUUUUGCGCUCAUCUGCGAUGCCGAGAACCCUCAGAUAUUCACAGUCGAGUUCAUCAGAGGACAGAUACGAAAGUACUGCUCCACAGAUAGGGACUCUCUGUUGGCCAGUCUAUUGGAUGGGGUGCGGGCUUCCGGUAACAGAGACGUGUGUGUAAAAAUGGCCUCCACUCAAAGAGGGCAGCGCUGGGGACUUCUCAGCAUGCCCGUUGAUGAGGAGGUAGAGAGCCUCCAUCUCAAAUUCCUCGCUGCUCCACCCAAUGGAAAUUUUGCUGAUGCAGUGUUCAGAUUCAAUGCCAACAUCUCCUACAGUGGAGUUCUACAUGCAGUCACUCAAGAUGGCCUUUUCUCAGAGAACAAAGAGAAACUGAUCAACAAUGCCAUCUUGGCUCUCCUGUCCCAGGAUGCUGAGUUGGGCGGACCCAAUGCUGAACUGGAGGCCCAAUUCCAGGCCAUCAGACGACUUGUUGCCUCUAAAGCUGGCUUUCAGGCCUUUACCCAGCUCCCUAAGUUUAGGGAGAGAUUGGGUGUGAAGACCGUUAAAGCACUGAAGAGGAACAAUAAUGGCGUAACGCAUGCUGCUAUUGACAUGCUCUGCGCCCUUAUGUGUCCAAUGCAUGAUGAUUAUGACUUGAGGCAGGAGCAGCUGAACAAAGCCUCUCUUCUAUCAUCCAGAAAGUUCCUGGAGAGCCUUUUGGAGAAAUUCAUCAGUAACGUGGACCAUGGUACAGGCGCUUUAGUGAUCAGUGCACUGCUAGAUUUCUUGACCUUUGCACUUUGUGCGCCUUACAGUGAAACGAGUGAAGGCCAGCAGUUCGAUAUGCUGCUGGAGAUGGUGGCCUCCAAUGGACGCACACUUUUCAAACUCUUCCAGCAUCCCUCUAUGGCUAUAGUGAAGGGUGCAGGGCUGGUUAUGAAGGCCAUAAUUGAGGAGGGAGAUAAGGAAAUAGCCACAAAGAUGCAGGACUUGGCAUUGAGUGAAGGUGCUUUACCCAGACAUCUGCACACAUCUAUGUUCACAAUCAGCACUGAUCAGAGGAUGCUUACGAACAGACAGCUGAGUCGUCACCUCGUGGGUUUGUGGACGGCUGAGAAUCCUGUUGCUAUGAACCUCCUCAAGAGAAUCUUUCCAACUGGGCUCCUGGCAUAUUUGGACAGCUCUGAUCCUGUGCCAGAAAAGGACGUGGACAGAAUGCACAUCCGUGACAACCUCAAGAUCGCUUCUGACCAGUUUGGACGCACUAAGGUGCCGGAGUGGCAGCGAAUAGCGGGCAAGGCUGCCAAAGAGGUAGAGAAGUUUGCUAAAGAAAAGGCUGACCUGGUGCUCAUGCACUGGAGAGACAAGAUGGGCAUUGCACAGAAGGAGCAGGACAGGAAUAACUUGAACCCAAACCAAAAACCUGUUGUCUUGAGGAAGAGAAGACAGCGGAUCAAGAUAGAGGCCAAUUGGGAGCUCUUCUACUACAAAUUUAAUAUGGAUCAUGCACAGUCGAAUCUAAUCUGGAACCUGAAGACUCGUGAGGAGCUGCGUGAUGCUCUGGAGGGAGAAAUGCGCUCCUUCAGUGUAGACCGAGAGCUUGGGAGCACCAAUGUGAUUUCCUGGAAUCAUCAAGAGUUUGAGGUGAAGUAUGAGUGCCUUUCUGAUGAAAUCAAAAUUGGGGAUUAUUAUCUGCGCCUUCUGCUGGAGGAGGAUGAGAAUGAGGAGUCUGGAGCCAUCAAGAGAUCGUAUGAGUUCUUUAACGAACUAUAUCAUCGUUUCCUCUUAACACCCAAGGUGGCAAUGAAGUGUAUGUGCCUGCAGGCUCUGACGAUAGUAUAUGGCAAGUGCUGUGAGGAAAUCGGCCCUUUCACCGACACCAAAUACAUUGUGGGCAUGUUGGAUAGGUGUACUGAUAAACUAGAGAGAGACAGGCUUAUUCUCUUCCUCAACAAGCUCAUUCUGAACAAGAAAAAUGUCAAGGACAUAAUGGACUCAAAUGGUGUGCGCAUUCUAGUAGACUUGCUGACCUUGGCCCACCUGCAUACAAGCAGAGCUACUGUUCCACUACAGAGUAACGUAUUGGAAGCAGCUCCAGACAUGAAGAGAGAGAGUGAGAAGGAGUGGUACUUUGGGAAUGCUGAUAAGGAAAGGAGAGGACCUUUUAGUUUUGAGGAGAUGCAGGAGUUUUGGAAAUCAGGCACACUGACUGCGAAGACACGGUGCUGGGCACAGGGCAUGGAUGGCUGGCGCCCUCUCCAGGCCAUUCCACAGCUGAAGUGGUGCACUCUGGCCAGUGGGCAGGCCGUGAUGAAUGAAACAGACCUGGCCACACUGAUCCUCAAUAUGCUCAUCACCAUGUGCUCUUACUUCCCUAGCAGAGAUCAGGACAAUGCCAUUAUCCGUCCUUUACCCAAAGUGAAGAGGCUAAUUAGUGACAACACUUGCCUGCCCCAUAUUGUUCAGCUGCUGCUGACCUUUGACCCCAUCCUGGUAGAGAAGGUGGCCAUCUUGUUAUACCUGGUGAUGCAGGACAACCCCAACCUGCCACGUCUUUACUUCACUGGUGUUUUCUUUUUCAUCAUGAUGUACACGGGCUCUAAUGUGCUCCCAGUGGCACGUUUCCUGAAAUACACUCACCUGAAGCAGGCUUUCAAAUCAGAAGAGGCUAAAGGUCAAGACAUUGUGCAGAGGAGUGUGUUAGGGCCAGUGUUACCUGAGGCAAUGGUGUGUUACCUAGAGAAUUAUGAGGCUGAACACUUCUCAGAGAUCUUCCUGGGAGAGUUUGACACUCCUGAAGCAAUCUGGAGCAGUGAGAUGAGGCGUAUGAUGAUAGAGAAGAUUGCUGCUCACCUGGCUGAUUUCACUCCUCGGCUCCAGAGCAACACUCGUGCUCUGUAUCAGUACUGCCCCAUUCCUGUAAUUAGUUUUCCUCAGCUGGAAUAUGAGCUGUUCUGCAACAUCUACUACCUCCGUCACCUCUGUGACUCCAACCGCUUCCCUGACUGGCCUAUACGGGAUCCGGUAAAGCUAUUAAAGGACACAUUGGAAGCCUGGAAAAAGGAGGUGGAGAAAAAACCUCCCUCCAUGUCAGUGGAUGAUGCCUAUGAAGUGCUGAACCUUCCCACUGGACAGGGCCAGCAUGAGGAGAGCAAAAUCAGGAAAGCAUAUUUCCGAUUGGCUCAAAAAUACCAUCCAGACAAAAAUCCAGAGGGCAGGGACACUUUUGAAAAGGUGAACAAGGCAUAUGAGUUUCUGUGCACUAAAUCUGCGAGAAUCAUAGAUGGACCAGACCCUGAAAACAUCAUCCUUAUCCUCAAGGCCCAGAGCAUCCUCUUCAACCGACACAAACAAGAACUGGAGCCAUAUAAAUACGCAGGCUACCCCAUGCUUAUUAAAACCAUUACCAUGGAGACCAGUGAUGAGCAGCUUUUCUCCAAAGCAUCUCCACUCUUGCCAGCAGCUUCUGAGCUCACCUUCCACACGGUCAACUGCUCAGCACUCAAUGCUGAGGAACUGCGGCGAGAAAAUGGCAUUGAGGUCCUGCUUGAGGCGCUGUCUCGCUGUGUGGCUGUGCUUACGGCUUCCAGCAAAAUGGAGGACAUGGCAGUACAGGUGUGCGGCCACAUCUGUAGGUGCUACAGUGUAGCUGCUCAGUUUGAGGAGUGCAGAGAGAAAAUCAUUGAGCUUCCAAACAUCAUCAGAGAUGUUUGUCACAUACUAUAUUAUGGCAAAGCUCUUCCUCGUCUUGCCUUGCUAGCUGUGGAGAGUGUGAGCUCGUUCUCUGUGGACUUCUUUCUCCAGACGCGUAUGUAUCAGGCUGGUGCACUCUGGCCGCUGCUUCUCAGCCUCUUUAGUUAUGACUUCACACUGGAGGAGAGUGGGGUCCAGGCCAGCCAGGAAACCAACCAGCAGCAUGUAGCCAACAGCCUGGCCAAACUCAGUCUGACAGCUCUUGGCCGCCUUGGAGGCUACAGGGCUGGAGCAGAGGUUGAAGGGAAUGGGACAAAGCAGAAUGGGGGUGGGCCAGAGCCACCUCCAGAGAACCCUGCAGUCAGGAAGAGUCUGGCGGCCAUGCUCACACCAUACAUUGCCCGUAAACUGGGCACCAGCUCACCUGCUGAGGUGCUAAAGUUGGUCAAUUGUAACUCGGAGACACCAUAUCUGAUCUGGAACAAUGGAACCAGAGCUGAGCUCCUUGAGUUUCUUGAGGCACAGCAAGAAGGAAACAUAAAGAGGGGUGAAUGCGACAAAAGCUUUGGAGCAGAGUUUGUCUUCAGUGAGCACAGUAAAGAGCUCAUUGUGGGAGAGAUCUUUGUUCGCGUUUAUAACGAGCAGCCUACCUUUCCUCUGGAGUAUCCAAAAAUGUUUGCGGGAAGUCUUCUGGACUAUGUGGGUUCUCAGGCACAGUACCUCCACACACUGCUGGCAAUGACACAGACAAAUAAACUGGAGUCACAGCAGCAUGCUCACAGACUACACUGGGCUGAGAUGGCCUUGGAAGCACUGUGCAACGUUAUGAAGAACAACCCAGGCUCUGAAACAGAGUGCAUUGGCCAUUUUAAACUGCUCUUUUCCCUGCUCAGAGUCCAUGGGGCUGGGAAAGUUCAGCAGCUAGUCCUGGAGGUUGUGAACAGUGUGACUUCAAAUCAGGAAUGUGUCAGCAACAUAGCUGAGUCUCUGGUGUUGGCCAAUCUGCUAUUAUUGCUGCACUCCUUACCAUCCAGCAGGCAGCUUGUCCUGGAGACUCUGUAUGCCCUCACUUCUAACACCAAGAUUGUCAAAGAGGCAAUGACCAAAGGUGCACUGAUCUACCUAUUGGAUCUGUUCUGUAAUUCCACUCACCCUCAGGUGCGCACUCAAACAGCUGAGCUCUUCUCCAAGAUGUCUUCAGACAAGCUUGUGGGCCCCAAGGUGCGUCUGAUCCUGGUGCGUUUUCUGCCAGGCGUUUUUAUGGACGCCAUGCGAGACAAUGCUGAAGCCGCUGUGCACAUCUUUGAGGGCACUCAUGAAAACCCAGAGCUGAUUUGGAAUGAUGCAUCACGAGAGACCGUCUCCACCACCGUCCGGGAAAUGAUGCUUGAACACUUCAAGCAGCAAAAGGAUAAUCCUGAUGUCAAUUGGAAGCUUCCUGAGGACUUCACAAUACCGUAUGCAGGGGGGCAGGGUGAGCUGGAAGUGGGUGGAGUGUUCCUGCGAAUCUUCAUUGCUCAGCCAGGCUGGGUGCUGCGCAAGCCUCGAGAUUUCCUUGUCUCCCUGCUCGAGACCCUCACUGAGCUGCUGGAGAAGAACCACCCUAAUGGUGAGGCGUUAGAGACGGUCACCACAGCAGCUGUGUGUUUGUUCAGUACUCAGACUCAGUUGGCUGAUCAGGUUCCUCCUCUUGGUCACCUGCCUCGAAUCUUAGCAGCCCUCAACCACAAGGACAACGCUGUUCCUAAAAGCUCCAUCCGCCUAAUCCAUGUCCUCUCAGAGAAUGAGUUGUGUGUACGCUCCAUGGCAGCUUUGGAGACCAUCGGGCCAUUGAUGUGUGGGAUGAAGGUCAGGGCUGAUAUGGCAGGACUAGCAUGUGAAGCCCUCAACCGCAUGUUCCAGCGAGAGCAAACCGACCUAGUUGCACAGGCGCUUAGAGUAGAACUGGUGCCAUAUUUGCUGAAGCUUUUAGAGGGAGUAGGAUUAGAGACUCUGGACAACCCCUCAGCAACCAAAGCCCAAAUUGUCAAAGCCCUUAAAUCCAUGACUCGCAGUCUACAGUAUGGAGAACAGGUGAAUGAAAUUCUGUCUCGAUCCACUGUGUGGAGUGCCUUCAAAGAUCAAAAACAUGAUCUCUUCAUCUCGGAAUCACAGACUGCAGGCUUUCUGCCAGGUGUGUCCACUCCUUCUCUCCUGGCUGCCAGUAGUCCAUUGCGGAGUGGCCUCUAGGGGGGCUCUCCCCAUCCUCUUCUCUUUAACUUUUACAAAGGUCCGGCAGUAGCAGGCUAUCUAACUGCUGGCACGGGUGCUACAGUUUUGUCCAGCGUCCCUCCACCUGUAGACAAUGACAUUGGAGACCUGGGCUGAAAACCAAACCUGCACUAACAGUUCAGAGAAUGCACCACUUUCCUAAGAGCAGCAGGGUUGAUGAGACAGACAGAUAAAUGACUUAAAGAAAGAGGAAAGGGUUAGGUGUUUUACAGCCCUUGUGUAAACUUUCCUCUAAAUGUGUGCUGCUAUGUUCUCUGUGUGUUUGUGUUGUGUUCCCUCACAGCGCACAGUCAUUAAUUAUCUCCUUUUUUCUUUUUAAAUUUUUUGCUCUUGUUCCUAUUGUAUUACAUUCUAUACUUUUUCUUUUCAUUUUUUUUCCAGAGAAGAGGAAAAUGUUUACUUUUGUAUGAGAAUAUUUUUUGCAGGAGGAAAAAAGACUCCUGAAGUGAAUACACCGUUAGAGAUCCAACCCUUAGUUUAUUCUUUCCCCAUCGCCUUAAUUUCUGUCAUGCCCUCCAUGCUGUGUCUCCACAAGACUUCUAAUGACUUCUUAUUUUAACCAAAUCUUGGACUAUCAUGAGCUUCCAGACCUGCAGCUUUGUCAUGCCAUACCUCCUCACCUUGUUGUGUUUUCUCUUAACCCAGACAUGAUUGAAUACUUGAUAGAUACAGGAGAAAUGAAGAACUGCCACUGUCAGUUACAACACCCCAUAGACUGGUCAGUCUUCAAGCCCCCUUUAUGUAUCUAAAGACAUCCUGCUUUUUCUACCUUUUCUCACCCAGAAUGCAAUCACUCAAAUAUUGAUAACUAGCUGAGCACUUAACUAAGGAAUGAUUUUCACCACCUGAAAGAAUGAGCUUCUGUAAAAGUUCCCAGAGGAAAUGACACUGUCUCUGGUUAAAAUCUAUGUGAAAGAUUAGUGCAGUUGUCAAACUGUCUAUUAUAAUAUGACAUAUAUAAACUUUCUAUAUUGAAUGUACAAUUUAAAAAAAAUCAGUCACACUUGUACAUAAAAUUUUAAGAAUAAAAGGGAAUCCACAGUG